CGUCUUAACUGCUGAGCCACCACUGCCCACGUUUUCUUUUGUUCUACUGAUGUGAUUACAGUGGAGAUCAUCAACAGCUAUCAACGACUAUUAAAGUUAUUAUAGUUAUAGUUGUAUAGUAUUUAGUUAUAGUUCUAAGCUAAAAAAAAAUGCCACUAUUAAGAUUUAGAUGUUUAAGAAGUUAACUAAUUUUAUAUACAGCAAUUUAAAAACAACUAGAAAAGUUGCUAAGGUGUUAAUAGGAUCUGAUACAAAUGGUUUUGAAUUGACAUUAUUCUUAGCCAGUGUUUGAUGUUAUAGUUUCUUUUCUUUUUUCUUUUCUUUUUUUUUACAGCCUGUCAUAAAUGAUGCAUAUGCACUUUAUGUAGGCCAUCUGGAGUUACGCAAUUCUUGUAUAAUAUUAAUCUUUUAAGAAGCGGAAGUUCAGAUAGCAGAGUUCAAUGUCAGAGUUACUUCUGAUCCGUGUGUCCUUGAAUAUCUUGAUAAACAUGAGGAUUUGAUCACAUCCUAUCUCUCAGAGUCGCACUGCAAACAUUCCCCCCGGAGGACAAAAGUCAGCUCGGUGUUUGUGAACACAGCAGCAGCUCACACUCACACACACACACACACACACACACACACACACACACACACACACACUGAAAACACAGCAUGGCACAGGUGGAGGACAUGGACGACACCAUUGUGUCCUUCUCUCAGGGGACUCGCAUGCUCUUCUACCUCAUGUCCCCCAACGAGACGUUGUUUGCGGAAGUAGAGCAGGUUCCGCAAUAUGUCAAACAGGCCACUCCAUUCUUUGUUGGAAUGAUCUUAUUGGAGGGACUGCUGGGUUGGCUGAAGACUGGAGACCUUCUCAUCAAAAUUAAUGAUGGGACCACAUCUCUGUCAGCAGGCAUGAUGUCCCGACUGCCCGAGCUCUUUAUGAGAAGUCUGGAGGUUUCCAGUUACAUAUAUGUUUGGAAUAACUUCCACAUAUUGGAGUUACCUUGGGAUUCAGCUUGGACAUGGUGGCUAGCAUUCCUAGGUGUGGACUUUGGAUACUACUGGGUUCAUCGAUGCAGCCAUGAGCUUAAUAUCCUGUGGGCUGCUCAUCAAGUUCAUCACAGCUCUGAGUACUACAACCUGACCACAGCGCUCCGGCAGUCUGUAACACAGCAAUUUGCUUCAUGGGUGUUCUACCUCCCCAUGGCAUUAAUAAUUCCACCGUCAGUCUUUGCUGUACACAUUCAGUUUAACUUGCUCUACCAGUUUUGGAUCCACACUGAGUUCGUCAGGGAUCUUGGUCCUCUGGAGUGGAUCUUGAACACUCCGAGUCAUCACAGAGUUCAUCAUGGGAGAAACCACUACUGUAUUGACAAGAAUUAUGGAGGGACUCUCAUUAUUUGGGACCGGAUGUUGGGAACCUUUGCUCCAGAAGAUGAUAAAGUCAUCUAUGGACUCACACACCCCAUCAACACCUUUGACAUUCUGUCUGUUGAGUUUGAUUACUACACAUAUCUGUUGAAGCAGUUCUUCAGUGCUAAUGGUAUUAAACACAAGCUGUCGGUCAUCUUUAGUGGACCAGGCUGGACACCAGGCAAACCGAGGCUUGGAGAUCCUGAAGAUCUACCCGAGAUCACAGGAGAGGAAGUGCCGCACAAUCCACAUUGGUCAUCUGCACUUCAAGCUUAUGUGCAUGUGCAGUUCCUUCUUGUGCUGGUCGUUUACAACAACUUAUUUGCAACAGAACAUAUGCUGUCUCAAACAACUGUGCUGCUUAUCACUGGAUACAUAUUACUCACACUUACCAUCCUUGGGUAUAUAAUGGACCAAAGUCCUAAUGCUGCUCUAUGGGAGAUGUCACGCUGCCUACUAAUGUUGGCACUCAACAGGUUUGGUUAUAUCAGCUCCAUGGUGCCUCUACUGGAUCUUGCAACAGAGGUUUUUGCUACUCUUUCUGCAAUCUACUGGGCUCUGCAGUGUUUCACCAAACUGACUAACAAGGAGAAGAGUCACUGAAUGUAAGCUAAAUGGACAAACACUAAAUGUAUUUUGCUGUGCAGCAUCCUAAGUUGUCUACAGUCUUUAAUUAGAAGACCAACUACCUAACAAGUUAAUUAAAAAGUAUUGUGCAUUGUGGAAUGGGAUUUAUCAAUUAAUAGAAGUUUUUGCGUAUAAUACUAAAUGCACAGAAUUUUCUUAUAUAUGCAAUAAAUAAUAAUAAUAAUAACAAUAAUAAUAAUAAUAAUAAUAAUAAUAAUAAUAAUAAUAAUAAUAAUACAGAAAUAUGUACUACUACUACUACUACUACUACUACUACUAUAAUCCCGUUUUUCAUUUUUAAAAAAAAAUAAAGUAGAAUUUACAUAUAGAAGGAUAAACAAAAUACACUAUAUGGCCAAAACUAUGUGGACACCUGACCAUCACACCCAUAUUUGGUCUUUCCCUAAACUGUUGCCACAAAUUUCGAAGCACACAACUGUAUAGGAGGCCUUCUAUGCUGUAGCAGUAAGAUUUUCCUUCACUGGAACAAAACAGCUCAAACCUGCUGCAGCAUGAUAAUGCCCCUGUGCACAAUGCAAGGUCAAAAAGUUAUGGUAUGCCAAGAUUGGAGUGGAAGAACUCUAGUGUCCUGCACAGAUCCCUGACCUCAACUCCACUGGGUUGAACUGGAAUGCUGACUGCACCCCAGGCCCCCUCACCCACUGCCUGACCUCAUUAUCUGGAGUGGACUGAUUUAUCUACAUAAAAUAAGGAAAACAAAAUGAAAUUAUAAUGACAUAAUGAAUAAAACAAUGUUAUAGGCACAUUUAUAUGAACUAUUCCAUUGACAGUUUGCUAUCUUGUUUAACAAACAUAUAUUUUACUACCUCUGUUUACUUUAAUCAUUUUAGCAAAUUGAUAUUUAAAACCUAUUUGUGAUUUAUGACUCAGUAAAUCUGUCCAUAUUUAAUAACCUGUCCUGUCCUAACUUUAGUUCAUUUAGCUGAAUAUCUGAUUUUUUGUUAGCUUUGUAAAAGAUUUCUAUCAUAAAAGUAUCAAAGAGUCAUAAAGUACAGUCUUGUGUUUAAAAAAAUCAUCCCCAUCAUAUGAUGCUUUUUAUAAAUUAAAAGUUGUUAAUAGGUGCAUCAUAUUUAAUCUGUUUUUACCCCCCUUUGGAUAGCAGUGAUAACAUCUGAAUUAUAUUGUACGAUUUAUUAAGAUUGAAUAUUUCCCAGCCCCUGGGUGUUCUUUACCAUGUAAUGUAAUUUCAAUUACAUUUGUUUACUACAUCUUUGAAAAUAAAUUGUUGAACCUA
Messenger RNA from Ictalurus furcatus (blue catfish), 3277 nucleotides. It is a transcript of the gene agmo, whose product is annotated as alkylglycerol monooxygenase. Gene Ontology annotation, biological process: lipid biosynthetic process. Bases 652 to 1998 code for a protein of 448 amino acids. Gene Ontology annotation, molecular function: iron ion binding; oxidoreductase activity. Gene Ontology annotation, cellular component: endoplasmic reticulum. The transcript has 13 exons. The record is from RefSeq and is a predicted model, not a curated record. Lineage: Eukaryota; Metazoa; Chordata; Actinopteri; Siluriformes; Ictaluridae.